This is a messenger RNA of Plasmodium coatneyi, 436 nucleotides long. RefSeq lists its product as uncharacterized. The transcript has 5 exons. The record is from RefSeq and is a predicted model, not a curated record. The coding region runs from base 1 to 411 and encodes 136 amino acids. Lineage: Eukaryota; Apicomplexa; Aconoidasida; Haemosporida; Plasmodiidae.
AUGGAAGAACAGUCGCAUGCUGGGCAGUUUAUUCUGUUCGAAGGGGAGAAUAACUUGAACAGCGACAACUUCUGCUACGAGUACAAAGAAUGGGCAAUCAGGAAAACGCCUUCGAAGACGCAGAGCUAUAAAAAUUUAGGCAGCCAAAGCAGGAUGAGCAAAUGGGCAUGCGGGGACAAGACCCCAUUUAACUUUGCAAUUUGGGAAAUAACUCCCAAGUGCAAUUCACCCUUCGCACAGCUGAAAAAAGAGGAGCUGAAUUUCUUCCUUUCCUUGUACCUUCUGCAGAGCGAUUUGGAGAUGAUCGGAAAGCACAACUUGGAAGAUUUUUUAAACAAGGAAGACAAGAGGCGGCGCCACAAAGUCCCCAUGCUGUGGUUGCACGAUUGUACAGCGGCCUAUUCGGCGUGAAGAGCGGUGGGGGGAAAGAGUACAA